AUUUAUACUUGUCAACAUCUUUAAUUAAUCUGUGGCGAUCUGCACCUUGCAUGAGCUUGUUAUUACAGUGGUAUCAGUUCAACRCCUUAGUUGACAUAAUAUGUCAAAGCUCGGUCAUAAUCAUGAGUAGCGCGCUCGUAGAAUGACGCGYUUCUACGUCACCAAUUGUGAUGAUUACGUCUAUUGACGUCAUAACCAUGGAUAAGGUCGUAGAGUCUCGUCGUCGGCAGGAAAAGCCAAAACUAAGUUCAAUCGAAAUGGCUUUAAGACAAAGAACUAAAUUAUCCCUGCGAACUUUAGGAAAGCUGAAACGACGGCGACGAAAACGAAAGGAUCUUGAUGAAGUCACCGARGAUGUACCGAAAUUGAACUUGUCGAUGGUAUAUGUGGAAGAYCCUUCUGAUUUAAAGCAACGUAGCGAAGCAAUGCCUAUGGAUGUGGUGGAUUUCUGGCAYUUCCUUCACCAAAGUUUCUGGAAAGGAAGAUUACGAAUUUGCGAGGGAGAGCUUUUGCAUAAGUUGUUGGAUUGUUUUGAUGAUCUCGUCCAGAAUAAAAUAAUCGGAAAAGUUAUGACUACAAGAAAAUUUCGCAUGAAAAACGGCACUCAAACGUCAUCUUCUCUAAGUGAAGAAGAAAGCCGGAUGGCACAGGGAGAAAUAGGCAAGUUUCACGUUGUAAGGGCAGCAUUUUCGUACUAUGGUGGAAUACCACUGAAAAAACAUCGUAAAGUUACCUUUGCGUCUGUACCGAACAGUGUAUACAUCCCGCCGCUCCGCCAUGCACUGCCUAUUAUAAAACAUGAUGAAACACGCGGUCAUGACCUGGUGAAGGAACAAGCCUUGUCCAAAUCCAGCACACUGUUUUCUUCAUCUUCACUGGACUGGGAGAGCGCAGACAACGAUUGGUUUAUAUCACCAGUCCCACAAGACUUAGCGAACCGUUGUAUCAAAGCAGCAGAGCUGUUCCUGGUAGUCAAAGAGCAGUUUACAGAUAGCGAGACAUGGAGGACUGUCACCAGUCUGACUUUCAGCAGAAAGGAAAGAAAAUGGAGGUCAUCGCGCAUUGUGCAAGCUAUGCCAUCAUACUAUACCUCAGUAGAUUUCCCGAUGUACGGCUACGCUUUAGAGCGUCGGCCAGUUAUAAAUAAGUCCAAAGGUUUGAUGACAAUGAAAACACUAGAGGUGGUAAAAAAGUAUGUGGUAUCGACGUCACGUAAUCCGAACUUAAAACGCACUGUCACGCGUAAAGAAAGAGUUACACGAAAAAACUCAAGGAAAGCUUAGGGUUAUAGUUUAUCUAAAAAAAAAGAAUUUUAAUCUUAAUAACAAAUUGUGGUCCUUUCGUGAACGGUAUAUUUAUUUUGUGUCGCUCCAUUCAAGGCAAGUCUUCCACUUUUCAGUAGUAAUUCCAUGGACGGGCGGGAUCCCUUUGUCGAGUCAUUCCCGUUCCCCUCAACUACCUCUCCUCUCCCCUCCCUCCCCUAGUCCUUGGUCCCUCAACUGGUAAAUCGUACUGGUACAUGUAUAUUGUUUACCAUAUCGUGUCAUCUUACGGAAAAAAUACACAAACAAAUAAAGAAUGAGUAGGUUGAA
This is a messenger RNA of Exaiptasia diaphana, 1592 nucleotides long. RefSeq lists its product as uncharacterized. The coding region runs from base 171 to 1283 and encodes 370 amino acids. Lineage: Eukaryota; Metazoa; Cnidaria; Anthozoa; Actiniaria; Aiptasiidae. The record is from RefSeq and is a predicted model, not a curated record. The transcript has 3 exons.